AUGUUGGAGCCAAGCUUUAACCAGAUGCAGGUCAAUCAAGGGAUUGAGCUCGGUUUUGCUGAUGGUAUCCGUGCUUUGAUGCGUCAAGAUCCAGAUAUUAUUAUGGUUGGAGAAAUUCGUGACCAAGAUACUGCCAACAUGGCGAUUCAGGCAGCAUUAACAGUUGGAUGUGAGGAAUGCCGUCAAACAGGUUAUAAAGGUCGUGUCGGGAUUUACGAGUUUAUGCCGAUUAGCCUUGAAGCAAAGCAGAGAAUUAGUGCGGGCGUGACUUUAGACGAUUUAAAAAUGCAGGCAAAAAAAGAGGGUAUUGAACCAUUAAGAAUUGCUGGUGCGCGUAAAGUAUUGGAAGGCGUAACAACGCUGGAAGAAGUCCUCAGAGUUGUGCCUUUAAAUUAA
This is a messenger RNA of Oppiella nova, 396 nucleotides long. The record is from the annotation of a GenBank genome assembly. NCBI's taxonomy places the organism in Eukaryota, Metazoa, Arthropoda, Arachnida, Sarcoptiformes, Oppiidae.